AGAGCAGCUGUCUCUGUCAGUCAGUCCGUCAUGCUGCAUCAUAGAAGGUUUAAGCUUGCCCACAGAGGGCUAGAAAUGUUGGGUGGAGACAAGUAGUUCGGAUUCACUGUAUUUCUGUGUAACUUAUCUGGAUUAAUAUUUACACAAACCCAAAGGUAUUGAUCCUAGACUACAGACAAAAAACAAUAGUUGCUUUUAAAGAUUUUCUGUGUGGGGCAUUCUUGUUUCCUGCUUGGACACUUUAAGCAUGGACACUCAACAGUCCAAUGCCAUGAAGGAGGACUCAAAGACCAAAGAAGGUGCUGCUGUGGAUGCAGAGCUUGCCAAAGCCAUAAUGUCUCGAUGUUUCCACCCCUCCGUCCUUGGACCUGAACCCUGGGAGGGAUACAUCUUCUCUGAUCUGGAGAUCCGUAUCAAAGAGUCCACAGACCUCUAUGGAGCUGUUCUCUGGCCCUCGGCAAUGGUGUUGUGCCAUUUCUUGGAGACCAACCGUGACGAACACCACAUGAUGGAUAAAAAUGUGAUUGAACUCGGUGCAGGAACCGGGCUCGUCUCCAUUGUGUCCAGCCUGUUGGGUGCUAAGGUGACUUCAACUGACCUGCCAGAUGUUUUGGGAAACCUCCGGUACAAUGUCAUGCGCAACACUAAGGGUCGAUGCAAGUACAUUCCUCUGGUGACAGAGCUCUUCUGGGGUAAGGAGGUGGAUCAGCGUUUCCCACGUGCCACACAUUGUUUCGAUUACAUCCUGGCAGCCGAUGUGGUGUAUUCCCAUCCUUACCUUGAGGAGCUGAUGGACACUUUUGACUACCUGUGCCAGGAAAACACACAGAUCCUGUGGGCCAUGAGAUUUCGUUUGGACCCAGAGAACAGCUUUGUCGACCGCUUUCGGCAACGCUUCAAUCUGGAGGAGUUGUACAACCUCCCCAGCCUGAGCAUCAAACUGUACCGAGCUUCGAGGAGGGACAAGAGAGCGACUACUUCCUGAUUGUGUGUGUGUGUGUGUGUGUGUGUGUGUGUGUGUGUGUGUGUGUGUGUGUGUGUGUGUGUGUGUGUGUGUGUGUGUGUGUGUGUGUGUGUGUGUGUGUGUGUGUGUGUGUGUGUGUGUGUGUGUGUGUGUGUGUGUGUGUGUGUUGAUAUGGCAAUGUUCUAUUUCUUUUUUAUGUCAAGUGCUUUCAUGGAUGUAGUCCAGUGGUCUAAAUCUCUCUUCUACCUCUCGUCUUUAUGAUAGUGGUUUGAUUUGCCAAUAUUUUGCAACAUUAAGUUAUGAUCCAUGUUUUUCACCUUUUGUAAUUUGAUUUACUUGUGUAUUUAUUUACUAAAAAUGCAAUACAAUGCAAUAAUAUUAAAUAUGACCUCAGACUCCAAUAGUACCAUUAAAUUCAAUCUGCCACCGUUUCCUUGUUGCUGAUCUGAUUAUUAAGUGCCCUCUGAAAACUAAGGGAUAUUUUGAACCUAAAUUGUUUUCUUUAAUAAUUAAUUUGGCAACUUUGUUUCAAUGCACACAUUUAAUGUUGUUCAUGUUUAAUAGGGUGGCAUUUUGGGUUGGUCUCACCAGUUAGGAUGGUGACAUCAAUACUCCAAAUGCUUUUUUGUUUUUGUCACAUGGCUAAGCU
Eleginops maclovinus (Patagonian blennie) is the source of this 1613-nucleotide messenger RNA. RefSeq names its product methyltransferase like 21e (gene mettl21e). Lineage: Eukaryota; Metazoa; Chordata; Actinopteri; Perciformes; Eleginopidae. Gene Ontology annotation, cellular component: cytoplasm; cytosol. The record is from RefSeq and is a predicted model, not a curated record. Gene Ontology annotation, biological process: peptidyl-lysine methylation. The transcript is spliced from 5 exons. The coding region runs from base 248 to 985 and encodes 245 amino acids. Gene Ontology annotation, molecular function: protein-lysine N-methyltransferase activity.